Cyclopterus lumpus (lumpfish) is the source of this 3894-nucleotide messenger RNA. It is a transcript of the gene kcna1b, whose product is annotated as potassium voltage-gated channel, shaker-related subfamily, member 1b. Bases 1020 to 2510 code for a protein of 496 amino acids. Gene Ontology annotation, biological process: potassium ion transmembrane transport; protein homooligomerization. Gene Ontology annotation, cellular component: membrane; paranode region of axon; juxtaparanode region of axon. NCBI's taxonomy places the organism in Eukaryota, Metazoa, Chordata, Actinopteri, Perciformes, Cyclopteridae. The transcript has 2 exons. The record is from RefSeq and is a predicted model, not a curated record. Gene Ontology annotation, molecular function: protein binding; delayed rectifier potassium channel activity.
ACCUCCACCCGCUUCCUGCGGAUUCCUCCAGUCAGGAGCUCGAGCUGGGAGCGAGGACCAGGACCAGGACCAGGACCAGGACCGGGACCGGGACCGGCACGCGGCUGUUACGUAACGGGCUUUUAAACGUGUUGAUCCAGAACCAGGUGCUUUCAGAGCGAAGUGGACCGGAGCGGCCUGGACCUGCUGCUGGUCGGUACCGGACCUGCUGGUGUUUUACAGUCUGUCUGCAUUGCGUCGAACCCCCCCCCCCCCCUCCCUCCUCCUCCUCCUCCUCCUCCUCCUCCUCCCUGUCCUCUCCUCUCCCCUCACUCCCUCUCUCCUAACCCCUCCCUGCCCCCCCCCCCUCCAUGAAAUCCUGCAAUACGCUUCCAAAUUACCGGAGACGCGUCCUCUUCAGCGCGGGACCCUGAACCGGGACCCUGAACCGGUUCUCCUUGAAAAGCCUCCGCGGUGUGUUUUCCUUUUUUACUGCAGCAUAAAAAAGACAAGAGAGAGAAAGAGACGCUGAUGCUGCAGGGUCCGGUCCUCCCAGUCCUCCCGGUCCUCCCGGUCCUCCCGGUCCUCCCGGUCCUCCCGGUCCUCCCGGUCCUCCCUGGAGCGCGUAUCGAUCCUUGGUUCCUCCUCGUGGUUUCCGUCAUGAACGCUCACUCAGGGUUCUUGCAGCUGAGCGGGUCGGAACCGUCUGGAGCCUCCGCCGAGAGGAUCCGGAUGUGGACCAAGACCACAUAGUGGGCUCAUUUUGUUUGCGGAGAUCCUGGAGAAACCACAUCGGUACUGAACCCCAAGUUGGGAAAAGGUGUGUGGGGGGGGAGGAGGGGGGGGCCUUCCUCUCCAUCUCAGGUGACGAAGCGUUGGAUGAGGAGAGAAGAAGAAGAAGAAGAUGAUGAUGAUGGUGAUGAAGGAGAGGGAGGCUCUGCACAGCUCGCGGCCUCAGUAGAGGCUUCUUCUCUUUCGACCUGCUGUCCUUCAGCUUCACGCCGCUUCCUCUUCCCGCCCACCGCCGCCCGCCAGGAAGGAUGACCGUGGUGUCCACGGAGAACAUGGACGAGACCUCCACCCUGCCGGGGCACCCGCAGGACCCGUACCCGCCCGACGACGGCGACGCCGACCACGACUGCUGCGAGCGGGUGGUCAUCAACAUCUCGGGGCUGCGCUUCGAGACCCAGCUGAAGACCCUGGCCCAGUUCCCAGAGACCCUCCUCGGGAACCCCAAGAAGAGGAUGCGCUACUUCGACCCUUUACGAAACGAGUACUUCUUCGACCGGAAUCGGCCGAGUUUCGACGCCAUCUUGUAUUACUACCAGUCCGGCGGGAGGCUGAGGCGGCCGGUCAACGUGCCGCUGGACAUGUUCUCGGAGGAGAUCAAGUUCUACGAACUGGGCGCGGAGGCCAUGGAGAAGUUUCGCGAGGACGAGGGGUUCAUCCGCGAGGAGGAGCGACCCUUGCCGGAGAAGGAAUUCCAGCGGCAGAUCUGGCUCCUCUUCGAGCACCCGGAGAGCUCGGGGCCCGCCCGGGGGAUCGCCAUUGUCUCGGUGAUGGUUAUCCUCAUUUCAAUAGUCAUCUUCUGUCUGGAGACGCUGCCGGAGCUGAAGGAGGAUCCCAACCAGCGGAUGCGCGUGGUGGGGAACAUCACGGUGUACUACAAGCCCAACGUCCUCACGGACCCCUUCUUCUUGGUGGAGACGCUCUGCAUUAUCUGGUUCUCUUUUGAGUUGAUUGUCCGGUUUUUCGCUUGUCCCAGCAAGGCGGCGUUCUUCAAGAACAUGAUGAACUCCAUCGACAUCGUGGCCAUCAUCCCGUACUUCAUCACGCUGGGGACGGAGCUGGCCGACGACCAGGACGGCAAGGAGAGCAAGGGGGGCGGGGAACAGGCCACGUCUCUGGCCAUCCUCAGGGUCAUCCGCCUGGUGAGGGUGUUCAGGAUCUUCAAACUGUCCCGGCACUCCAAGGGGCUCCAGAUUUUGGGGCAGACUCUCAAGGCCAGCAUGCGGGAGCUGGGUCUGCUCAUCUUCUUCCUCUUCAUCGGCGUGAUUCUGUUCUCCAGCGCCGUCUACUUCGCGGAGGCCGAGGAGAAGGAGUCGUUCUUCACCAGCAUCCCGGACGCGUUCUGGUGGGCCGUGGUCUCCAUGACGACGGUGGGCUACGGGGACAUGUACCCCGUGACCAUCGGGGGGAAGAUAGUGGGCUCGCUGUGCGCCAUCGCCGGCGUGCUCACCAUCGCGCUGCCGGUGCCGGUCAUCGUGUCCAACUUCAACUACUUCUACCACCGAGAGACGGAGGGCGAGGAGCAGGCGCAGCUGCUCAACGUCAGCAACCAGAACCUGGCGUCCGACUCCAACUCGAGCCGCCGCAGCUCGUCGGCCGUCAGCAAGUCGGAGUACAUGGAGAUCGACGAGGACUUGAACAACAGCAUUGACAACUUCAGGGAAGCCAACCUCAGGACUGCCAACUGCACGGCGCCCGGCCAGAACUGUGUGAACACGGGGAAGCUGCUCACCGACGUGUAAAUACUGUAAUAUUCACAUCUCCAUCGGUGCAUUUCAAUUCUUCUGGUUCAUUCAACACGUGAGACUCGAAGAGUUCAAGAAGGCGCGCGUGCUACAUUUAUAUAAAACAAGAAAACAGAAAAAACACAAAGAUCUGCGCCUGUCGGGGGGAAAGGGUUUCAUACUUUAUUCACUCGUUUCUGGGAGAUUUGUAGUCUGCAAGAUGUUCGCCAGACAGGAAGUCGCCAACGACUCCUUCAGCUCGCCCAGACAGGAAGUCAUCAUCAGCGUCUCCGCCCCCGAGACUUCGACCUCUUUGUCUCUUUACCGUUCUUUAAAGAGAACUUCUCGGGCUCCUUCGUCACAGAAGUGCGACACCAAACUGUAAAAGCUUGACUCUCUGCUCUCUUUAAUGGAACUUAUGGAAUGGCAGAUUUAAAAAAUAUAUAUAGUUUUGGGGGCUUUUCAUGGAUAAAAGAGUCAUUUAAGAGCAAGAUUUAGUAAAUUAGAGGGAAUUAAUUUCCCUCAAGGCAAAAGAUUAAACAAGAGAACUAAUUAUGAAUGAAAGGUCCCACAUUCUGUUGAAUCAAAGGCAGUUGCAAACUGUUGCAUAUGUGAAUUCAAACCUAUAUAUUUGUAGAGCACGAGGGAACAAUGAACUCAUGUGACACCAAUAUUGAUCCAUAAAUCUCCCGACAGCCGUCUUUGUGCAAAAGACAAAGAAACAACGAACAAGAGGAGGACGUCGCGUUGCCGAGCGGAUUACAAGUUCAUCGUGGCUUUUAUUCCUUACCUUUUUUUUGCGGCACAUCCAGGAAUUUAGUUUUUAUUUGUGGAAAAGUCCCGGGAUGUUUUCCAGGCACCUUAAGGAGACGCCUCGUGGAGGACCCUGGGCUCUGCUACAGGUUCCUGUGUGACGCCAUGCACCAAACUGCAUGCGGAGGCUCUUCUCUCUCGGCAUGCACAAGACGUUACCUCAUUUUUACAUUUGCUUUUCUCUUCUCUCGACCCUCAUCUUCUCCUCCUGGAAUCUUUUCUCUCAUUUGUUUUCACCAAAAGUGCACUGGCUAUUUAUUAUUAUUAUUUAUAAUUAUUUUGAAGCAUUUACGUGUUGAAUGUUAGCGCAUUAAGGGAACAGGAACACUUCUUUUGGAAGAUCAUGGCAUGUCAAAAAUACUAAAGCAUUAUGGCCUCAUAGCUAACGUAUAGCUACGUAUACUCAAUGCAUGACUACAGUGUUACAGUGCUUGUUGUGGAGGAGCUGCUGCUGCUGCUGCUGCUGCUGCUGAUGAUGAUGAUGAUGAUGAUAAUGAUGAUGAUCAUUAUCGUCAAGGAUACGGUGCAUGACGGAGAUAACUGCCGGAUCUGCUAAAAAAUCUGUUAAAAAAACUCAAAAACUCAAAUG